AUGGAACGCGAGCUGACGCGGCGCUGUCGGCACAUUGUGCGCAUAGCUGAAUUUGUGAAUGUAAAAACCACAAACACGAUACGGACUGGAUAUGAUGCACGAGUUAGUCUCGGUCACACGAUACCGCUUUUUGCGGGCAAUGUCGAAGUUUUGUAUGCACGCAGUGUUUGGUUGGCAGUGCGCAUCGACAUUUGGUCGAGCAACGACAGUUGUUAUUGCCAAGUCAAGGCUCUGAGUGUCUACUUGCAACACAACAAAGAUCAAAGGAAGGUUGCGGUGACUAAUGGUAGUGCUCUGAAUGCAAUGCAAGAGGCUCAAAAACUCGCAUUGAGUGCGAAAAAUUGGGAUGAAGGAGCGGCAUUGACGAGCGAGGAGCUAUUAAAUGUACUGGAUGAUGUUGUCAAGCAAGUUAUUCUUGCGUUCCAGGAACAGCAAGUGCAGGAGCUAAAGGCUGCAGCUUCUCAACGGGCGAAAUUUGAGUUUGAGAUGCUGCAGCAUUCUUCUGAUUUGGAAAUAUUGAUGCUAAACUGCGGAGAGUCGGGUUUAGUAGUCUUAAUUGCGUUGCCACUAAUGGAAGAAAAAAACCAGUGGAAUCCAAAGGUGUUAAUUGAGACAGAGGAAGAAGUUGACUUGGUGUAUAUUCCAGAUGGGUUCGGCUCACCGAACUUUUCGGAUGCAACCGAAAAUGGGGUGUUUUUGAUCGGAUAUCCGAUUAGAGACGAAGUUAAAUUUGAAGGUGCCUGGCCUUUUCUAGUCGAGUGGCCGGAAAGAAUGAUCUUGUCGAGCCAAGUGACGCAUAUUCCGACGUCGAGUAAAGCGCAGUCUUCUAUUGAACUCAUCACAUCGUGCCGAGAGAUGUUUUUACACCAGUGGACAAGACGCAAAGAGUUUAUUGCCGAACUACGUCGCCAUGUCAUUGUAUUAGAGUACGAUGCCUUAGACUUUGCACGAGUAUUUUUCGUGCUGCAAGAGCAGCUCAACGAGCAAGCACCACUGCGUAUAAUUGUUUUGAAGCUCCACUUUCCUGCAAAGUAUUUUUCUACAAAUUGCAUGAGCGACUUGCAGUUGACAUUACUCGAUGGAAACGCCAGUGCAGAACCCGUUACGAUUGCGCUAAGUGCAUCCAGCAUUACUUCCGAUUUCGAUCCAGCAUUGGAAAGCAAAGCAUGUGUUUUUCAGUUUCUUGAAUAUGUACGGCAAAGUUUGCUCUACAAAUUUUACGAAGACUGA
Messenger RNA from Plasmopara halstedii, 1230 nucleotides. RefSeq lists its product as uncharacterized. The record is from RefSeq and is a predicted model, not a curated record. The transcript is spliced from 5 exons. Lineage: Eukaryota; Oomycota; Peronosporomycetes; Peronosporales; Peronosporaceae. Bases 1 to 1230 code for a protein of 409 amino acids.